Messenger RNA from Colletes gigas, 1082 nucleotides. RefSeq names its product gamma-secretase subunit Aph-1 (gene aph-1). NCBI's taxonomy places the organism in Eukaryota, Metazoa, Arthropoda, Insecta, Hymenoptera, Colletidae. Gene Ontology annotation, biological process: positive regulation of catalytic activity; protein processing; Notch receptor processing. Gene Ontology annotation, cellular component: endoplasmic reticulum; gamma-secretase complex; membrane. The record is from RefSeq and is a predicted model, not a curated record. The coding region runs from base 366 to 1082 and encodes 238 amino acids. Gene Ontology annotation, molecular function: protein-macromolecule adaptor activity. The transcript is spliced from 2 exons.
GCCGAGCUCGCGUAACAUGGCUCGUGCUGUAGGAUAUGUUGGCUUUUCCCACCACUUCGUUAGACGCUAAGGAAGUUUGUCGUUACUAGAGUCGCCGUCGAUAGACUCAAUUAUGCCAAAUCUGGCCACAUUGCCCUACAGAUUUGUGCCAAGUGAUUUCGUCACCGUUGUGAUUCACUUGACUCCGAUCGUAUUAUCAUAUUUUUCAAGUUUGUAUUAUCAGUGAAGAAAAUAAAUGUGCCUAUUAGGAAGUACAGCCCAAGCCGCACGAAGGCUUGGUAGGGUUAUGAAUAUUUAGCAUCUCGAGGAGAGCUGAUUGUUAUAACAAUAGAUAACGAAGUGAUUUGGCACUAACCGUGUUAAAAAUGACAUAUAUGGAUUUUUUUGGUUGUGCCUUUUUGGCUUUCGGCCCGCCGUUAGCCAUGUUUACGUUCACCGUUGCGGCUGAACCUGUCAGAAUUAUCGUAUUGAUAGUCAGUGCUUUCUUUUGGCUUAUUUCUUUAUUAUUGUCAUCGGUGCUCUGGUAUGCCGUCGUACCUCUUCAAAAUCACCUUGCAUUUGGACUGGUAUUCUCUGUGUUGUUUCAAGAAGCUUUCAGGUACCUCUUAUACUGGGUACUUCGAAAAGCAGAGAAAGGCUUAGAGAAAGUGACUACAACACAUGUGGCAGACAGCAGACAUGUGUUUGCCUACGUGUGUGGCUUAGGAUUUGGUUUUAUGAGCGGUGCCUUUGCUCUAGUCAAUGUCCUAGCAGAUGCUGUUGGACCUGGAACAAUGGGACUGCAACAAGGCUCAGAAUACUUUUUUAUGAUAUCAGCAGCCACAACUCUUUGCUUCAUUCUUCUGCAUACAUUUUGGGGUGUCAUAUUCUUUGCUGCUCUGGAUAACAAAAAUUGGGGACAAGUUAUGUGGGUUGUUGGCUCACAUUUGUUUGUGUCAUGUAUGACCUUGUUAAAUGUACAUCAGGCUUAUAUAACUACCACUUUUUCUGGUUACACGAUUCUAAUGAUAACGACUAUGCUCGCUUUCAAAGUCGCGGGCGGCAGAGCUCAAAGUAUAGCGCAUUGUUUUACGAGAAAGUGA